Molecule: messenger RNA, 1713 nt
Organism: Rotaria socialis
Lineage: Eukaryota; Metazoa; Rotifera; Eurotatoria; Philodinida; Philodinidae
Source: the annotation of a GenBank genome assembly
AUGUCAAUGGAUUCAGUGCCGGAAAGUCCUAAAUUGUCAUUUAUACAACGUUAUCAUGUGAUACUUAAAGCUCAUUAUUUUCUAUUCUUUGCUGGUUUUGGUGUUGUAUUUCCAAUAUUAAAUUUAACUCUUCGUGCUCAUGGUCUUUCAAAUACUGAAAUCUCGUUGUCGAAUACAAUUCUGCCAUUUUUAAUUUUUGUCUCAAGUCCAUUAAUGGGUUUUAUCGCCGAUAAAUCUCGUCGUUUUCUUUUAACAUUUAAUAUUCUGUUAUUCAUAGUCAUUGGUGCUUUUACGAUUUUAUUCUCCCUGUCACAUAUUAAAUCUCAUAAAAUUCAAGCAGAUUUGCAGCGUUUAAAAACGUCUCAGUACGCUCUGGAUUUUUGCUCAAGUCAAGAAGUUGUUACACAAUGUUCAUCAAGAUUAGAAUGUGGUUGUUCUUAUCAAGCGUAUUGUAACGCAGACGAUUUAACAUUUAAUUUUACAAUGGCACAAUAUUCAUCUAUAGAACAUACAUUAACGGAUAGUCUAAAAUCUAAAUGUGGUAUUAGAUAUCGAGUACCUAUCGAUAAAGAUGUAUUACAAGAUAAAUUAAAUUUUCAGAAUGCAUCGUCCAUUAAAUGUGAAAUAACUUGUUCGAUUGCUUAUUUCUGUCAUGGUUUACGAUAUGCAAAACAAACUAUUUAUAUUUUUCUCCACGCCAUUUUAUAUAUCAUCGGUUCAAAUUUACUCUCAUCUGGAAGUGCUCUCGGGGCGUCAAUUGGUUUUGCUACUUUAGCACGCUCAGAUUUAUUUGGAACACAACGUGUUUGGGGCACAAUUGGCUUUGGCAUACUUGCAUAUCUCACCAGUCUUAUUUAUACGUUCUUCGAAAGUGAAUAUGUCUAUCUGGUUAUGUUUAAUACUAUAGCAACAUUGACAAUUAUUGUAACUAGUUUCAUUCCAUUACAUAAAAAUGAAAAGAAAUCUACUGAAGAAGAACACCCAUUCGAUUUAAAGACACUUGUGCUACUAUUGAAAAAUAUUGAAGUAGCUAUUUUCCUUUCAAUUACAUUUCUGUGGGGAAUGUGCUUUGGCUGUUUCCAUCCGUAUCUCGCUUUAUUCAUUGAUGAAAUCGAUCCAUGUCAAUCGCGUUCGAUAAUUGGUCGAAUGUUCUUAAUCGCAUCAAUAUCUGAAGUUACCGCAUUUUAUUGUGCUAGACGAGUGAUUAAUUUCUUUGGUCCCAAUGGAUCGACUAUUGUGAUAUUUUUGGCAUUUGCUCUUCGAUUCAGUGGUUAUUACUUUUUACCACAGCCCAAUUAUUAUUUACCAAUGGAAACAAUGCAUUUUUUUAAUUUUGGUAUUCUCUAUGUAUUGAUCGCCCAAAAGGCAGAUCUAAUCGCCCCACCUGGAAUGUCUAGUACAUUGCAAGGAGUCGCUCAUGGUGUUAUACAUGGCUUAGGUUGUGGCGUUGGUUUGCUUGUUUCGUCGUAUAUAUAUAUUGUUGUUAAUCAGCGUCUUCUGUUCCUUGUCUUUGCUAUUUUGAAUCUCGUUGCGGCUAUUUUGUAUUCAAUUUACUUUCUAUUGACACGAAAGAAAACUUCAAGUAAAAAUGCGACUGUAUCAGCAACGACUAAUGAUGUAGUCGAAGAAGAUGCCCAUUUAAAUCAAGAAUCUUUACCAUCAUUACCGAUGAUGGAGGCAAAUAAUAACGAAAAUAAGAAGGAUAUCAAUUGA